Molecule: messenger RNA, 1086 nt
Organism: Colletotrichum siamense
Lineage: Eukaryota; Fungi; Ascomycota; Sordariomycetes; Glomerellales; Glomerellaceae
Exons: 2
Coding region: 1-1086 (361 amino acids)
Molecular function (GO): ferric iron binding; oxidoreductase activity, acting on single donors with incorporation of molecular oxygen, incorporation of two atoms of oxygen
Source: RefSeq, a predicted model, not a curated record
AUGCGCUUUUCCACCGUCGCCUCCGGCUUGGCCCUCCUCUCCGGCGCCAUUGCCCACCCCGGCCACGACCUCACCGAAGAGAUCGCCGAGCGCCGCGCUUUCCUCGGCAACGUCAAGCGCGCCAGCUUGGCUCACUGCGCCGAUAAGCUUAAGGCUCGCGGCGUCACUGCCCGCAACGUCGCCCGCCGCUCCGCCCAGGUCGAGAAGGCCCGCCAGAAGCGCAGCCUGAAGAAGCGCGACGCCGCUACCGUCCUCGCCGAGUCCCACAACCAGACUGCUCUUGGCUACACCCUCGAGACCGACGCCGCCACCCUCUUCUCCGGCAACAACUCCUGCGUCCUGACCCCUGAGGUUACCCAGGGUCCUUACUACGUUUCUGGCGAGUCUGUCCGCCGCAACAUCAUCGAGGAGCAGGAGGGUGUCGACAUUGUCCUCGACUACCAGGUCAUCGACGUCGACACUUGCGAGCCUGUCCCCAACGUCUACCUUGAGAUGUGGCACUGCAACUCCACCGGUGUCUACUCCGGCAUCGUCGCCAGCGGUAACGGCGACUCCUCCGACGAGACCAACAUCGACAAGACCUGGCUCCGCGGCAUCCAGCCCACCGAUGAGGAUGGUGUUGCCCAGUUCGAGUCCAUCUUCCCCGGCCACUACACCUCCCGUGCCACCCACAUCCACUUGAUGGUCCACCACAACGCCACCCUCUACUCCAACGGCACCCUCGGCAACGAGAUCACCGCUUCCCACGUCGGCCAGACCUUCUUCGACCAGGACCUCAUCUCCGCCGUCGAGGCCUUCGCCCCCUACAACACCAACACCCAGGAGCUCACCACCAACGCCGACGACUCCAUCCUUUCCGAGGAGACCGCCACCGACGGUGUUGACCCCAUGAUGGAGUACACUCUCCUCGGCGAUAGCGUCACUGACGGCCUCUUUGCUUGGAUGGCCUUCGGUAUCAACACCACCCUGUCCCAGACCGUCACCCCCGCCGCCUUCCGCUACGAGUCCGGCGGUGUCGAGAACUCCAACUCCGGCGGCGGCGGUGCUGGCGGCAGCCCCCCCAACGGCACUGCUCCCCCUUCCUAA